UCACUCAACCCUAAAAUUUAAAUUACUCAUAACGGACACUCGCAGAUCCGAUGACAGAAAAUUUCCCAAAAAUCUGGCCGACCAUUUCAAAAAACAGACUGUAAUCCUGAAUAUCUAGAACCGGUGAAUUUCGACAAUUUCCGUCAAGAUUAUAACAUUGCAGAGCCCCUAGCGCAGUAGCAGCAAAGCACAAGAGUAUCUCCCCUGGGAAAAUCCCCGUCACACAUCUUUGAAGUCCCGAAAAGGCCGUACCCGUUGCAGCCGGUUUAUUCAAGCAGCAAGCCAUGAGCGGGAGAAGCAGCAUAUUACGGAUGAUGGUAUUUUACUGAUUUUUGUUGAGUAGACAGAUAGAAUUACAUCUGCUUGCCAUGGAGGAGCCUACUUUUGAAGAAAUUGUUCUGCAAGGGAUAUUUGAUUUGAAAAAUGAGGUGGUUCGAGAGUUUGAAUCACACCAGAGACUCUACAACGAGGCCUUAAUUUCCAUCUGUUUCCUCAAAGGAAUUGAUCCACCGCCCUCGUUGGUCGCCAAUUCAGGAGCAGCUGUUAAGACCUCAAAGCACAAGAAUUCGAUAAAUAGCAUCAGCUUGAAUGGGCGGUUUUCCGAGGCGUAUGAGGGUUAUUUCUGUACGAAGCGGGGUUCAUCCACGGCGGAUCGGCCUGCAUUUUAUCAGGGUGCUACUAAGAGACGUAGGCUUGAAAAGAAUUUAGGGAGGUUUGAAGAAAAUGGAGAUGGUGGUCGGCAAAUUGCUGGGGACGAGCCAGUGGUGGGGAAAGGGCAUUGUCAGGACACCCAGGAGGGAAAUGAGGGAAAGUCGGAUUUGCCACAUACCUUUGUGGAUGGACUUGAAGAGUUGGAAAAACAAGAAGAAAGAGAGAGUGACAAUGGUGGUGGUGAGGAUAACUGCAGGGUUGGAGGGACAACACCUGCCAGAGAGAAUUUGCUCAAUGCCCACAGGGACAGAAGGGACGAGAAGAGAGAAGGAGGAGGUGGAGAAGAAGAAAAAGAGGACAUCAAUGUAGUCCACAAGGGUGGUAGAGGAGGGAGAAGGAGAGUGGGGGCUAAGGAGAAGAAAAAGAAGAGUGAUGUAGCAGCAGCAUUGCCUGUUGGAAGAAUUACACGAUCCAAGGCAAGGCAAUGCCAGAUUGUUCUCAGUGCAGAAAAGGAGACUGGUAAGAGAAAGGCUAUAGAAUCAAAAGAGCAGCCCGAGGCCACGAGGAAUACCCGUGCCAGGCACAAGUUGCAGACUACGGUUGAGGUUCCCGAGGAGCCUAUGAAUGUGGCUGCCAUGGUGUCUCCAUCAGCAUGUCCUGAAAUGGCGGUCUCACUGCAAACAGGAGAGAGAAACAGUUCAUCUCCAUUGCUCUAUCCUGUCCUACCACAAACAGGAGGGAUAGGCAAACCAUCUCUAUUGCCUUCUCCUGUCACUGUGGCCUUAUCACAAACGGGAGGGACAGGCAACUCAUCUCCAUUGCCUUCUCCUGUCAUUGUGGCCUUAUCACAAACGGGACGGACAGGCAAGUCAUCUCCAUUGCCUUCUCCUGUUAAGGCAGUUCCAUCACAAACAGGCGGCAGAGAAAGCCCAUCUUUAUUUCCUUCUCCUGUCGUAGCAGUGGCACCGCAAACAAGAGACAGAGGUAACUCAUCUUCUGAGACCAAUGAGAUUAAUGCUACUGAGACCAAUGAGAUUAAUGCUAUAAGAGAUAAUGCUGCCUACAGAGAAGAAAUGGUGACUGUAGAGAUGAAACCGAAUUUCUUGGAGCUGGUCUGUGAGUAUUCUAAUGAUAUGGAUUAUUGUACGAGAGUCCCAGAGGAAGACACAACAAAAGUAUUUCAGGAAUGUACAGGAGGUUGGCCAUCCUCAAGUCCUGCGAUGACCCUUCAACAAAACAAAGACAAUUCAGCAGCACCUGUCAUGAUUCAGUUGGAAGUUGUUGCUAUGAGAGAUAAUGUUGGUCAUGGAGAAGAAAUAGUGACAGGAGAGGUGAAACUGAAUUCUUUGGAUUUAGUCUGUGAGGGUUCCAAUGACAUGGAUUGUAAGAGAAUCCCGCAGAAAGACACACCAAAAAUAGUUCAGGAAUGUGCAGAAGGAUGGCCAUCUCCAAGGCCUUGCCGUGGAAACAGUGCUGACAUGAAAGAUGCAGAACAGUCAGAAGCCUUGAAUGCCAAAGAUGCGGAACAGUCAGAAGCCUUGAAUGCCAAAGAUGCGGAACAGUCAGAAGCUUUGGAUGCCAUAGAAACUAUUCAGCUGCAGGAUACCUCAAAUAUUGCUGAAAAUGGACAACUCUCACACAUGACAACUCCAGAAAUGCAGAUCCCGAGUCAACUUCAGGAUAGCUUGCACCCACUUGAAAGGAAAGCAUUCGGGAAUAUUGUACAAGUAGAUUCAAGUUCAGUCAGUAAGAGCUCAAUGCUACCAGAGAUGCUGACAUCCCAAUGCAGCAUACCUCAUCCAGCAAAUACUUUGAGGAGCCGAAGUGUGGGCUUAGAUCGUUCCAGAAGUGUUUUAGUGAAAGAAACAAUGAGUGACAGUAAGUUGCUUGUUAGCAUAAAACAAGCACAUAAUGCUAUAGCAGGGAGGGAAGAGUUUUUAUUAAAGAAGGAGAUGCCAUUUAGCAAGUUCGCAAGAUUGUGUAAGCCAUCUGAAAUGCUCUAUUCGCAAGGUAACCAAAACCAAAACUAUGUUUCUCACAAAGAAGGUUCACCUGGUCUGAAAGUUGCAAUGGAAGAAUUAACAGGGAAUGAAGAUACUGAAACUCCAAUUAGUCAUGAUGUUUUUCAGCAAACAUCUAUUUGUAGAUCAUCCUCCUUUAACAAUGAUGCAGGUAAGCAGUCCACAGAAAUGGAACUUGAAACAAUUUCGUCUGCAGCAGCUUUGCGUGUCUCUUGUCAGAGUUUUCCAGGUGUAAUGGAGGAUCUAUCCAUUCAUUCAGUCAAGACCGGUGUACUAGAGGGCUCAUAUGGCAACAAAAUUGAGCCGUCUUGGAGUGAUUGUGAUCCAGUGAGAAGCACUCUGAAUCAUGGUAUGGGUGAAUGUGAAGAAGGUGGUUUGAUUCCCCAAAACGGAAGGCCAACAUCUUCCAUGGAUAUGAGUGUCAAGGUCCCAUCAGAAGAAGAGGAGGAUCUGACAUCUCAGAUGGUAGAAGUUACAGAGUUUGGGGCUCAAAAACAUGAUGAAUCCUCUCUUUCUCCUCUUCAAUCAGGGGUUUCCCCAGGGAAGUUGGGGGCCUUAGAUUCUGAUCUUCGAAGUUUCUGUCAGGUUGAAGCUGGUAUGAGGCAGAGAGAAAUUUUGUGUGAUGCCCCUAGAAAUACACCUGUAGAUUUAAAAGAUAGAAUUCCAUCGAUUCGAGGCAAAUCGUUUUCUAGAAACAUGGUUCCCUGGAAAGAAGAUCGAGCUCUGAAGCUGCAAAAUAAAUCCUGGCCUGGAUAUCAGAAGCAACGAUCCCUUGCACAAGAAGAAUUUAGCUCUGCCAGGCAACCAAGGUUGUUGCGAAGUGAGUCAUGUUCAAAGGCUUAUGAGUAUAACACAUCUGUUCAGGGUGCUACUCUUGAUGGUGUUGGUCUAAAUGAUUUGGUUGAAAACGAUGAACAGAGACAUGAUGACAUGGUGAUAUUUUCACCAAAAGAUUUCUCUUGUCCACAAGAAGGAAGUUUGGAUGCUUUUCUGUCUUCUGAAAUGAAGAGGGAUGAAAAUCUAUCUCCCAAAGACAUUGAAUGUCGACAAAUGGCAAGGCUCCUAUUGAACGAGCAAUUUAAGAGAGAAAAAUUAUCUAUGAAGAUGGGAUAUCCAAGACUCUCAUGUUUGACAGAUUUGGCAGAGCAAAAAUGUCUGAGUAGGAAUGAAGUUUUCAGUAGAAAUUUACCUUCAUACACAGCUUAUGCCAAGAUUAAGGAAGGCUCUUUGAGUUGUAUAGGAUUGCCUCAAUUUGAAGUUGAUGGCAUGUCGUCAAAUUGCACCUCUGUUUCCUUUUUACUGGAUAAAACUCACCUACAUGCUACACCAUCAAAAUCUCAGUCAUUUGGGUACAGUUUCGAAGUGACUAGUCCUCAAGAUCGUGGGCAACAGGGUGAUUCCAAGACUGUACCUUCAGAUGAGGCUAUUUCAGAGUUCUCUUUCCAGAAGGUGCUAGGUGGCAUGGACAAAUGCGACAUGAUAAGGACACCUUUAUUGAAAAGAAAUGUGGUUACAGAGUUGGGUCAGUGUGGUUUAAGUAAGUCAGUUGCAGUCAAUAAGAAGCCUUCCAAUCAAUUUGGACUAGAGUUUCAUGAGGUUUUUACAGGUGGUAAAGAUUCCCUUGUGAAAAGGGAUAUGGAAGCUACAGAGUUGUACAAUGGUUUUCACUCAUUCACUCCAAUGCCUAAUAAAAUGUUGAAGUGCAGAAAACACACACCAUCAGAUGCUCGAUGGACUCAUAUUUUCUCAGACUCUAGUGACCACUCAGAAAAUUCCAUCAAAUGUUGGGGUAGGGAAUAUCCAUCAGCCAUUGAUUAUUCAGGUUCAUUGACCCCUGCAGGUGGAAUGUUAUUUGACAGAACUGUCACAAAUUCCACGGACACAGACUCCAACUUGUUUGCAAAGCAAGUUCAAAUCAACAGAGAGCAUGCUGGAUGUUUUCCUAUUGAAGAGGAAAUUCUGGUUGAGGAGGAGAGUAUGGAUCACCACACUGCAACAAAUAAGCUUGGAAAAAGAUUUGGCUCAUCGAGUAAUAAAAGUGUUCUGAGUACCAAGAAUAUUUUGACAGACUCAGCAAAACACAAUUCUCCCUUAUCUACUCCAGGUGGAAGAUUCUGUGAAAGCAUCAUCACAAGCUCCACGGACAAAAGACUGAAUCUGUCCAAAAAGCAAGCUUUGUUGAGCCCAAAAUGUUUUAAUUUUUCAAAUCUUGGAGGGCAGGCUUGUGUAAAGGAGAAUAUAAAUGGGUUGCAAAAGAGAUAUGGUUCAUCCGUCAGAAAGGAUGAUUCAAAAACGCCCAAUGUAAGAGCUGGUAGCAACUUUGCGAGCCAGAUUUCACCAAGGAUCAGUCAGAAACCGAGCAACAUAUUAUGCAAUGUGAAAUCUUUUAUUCCAUUAGUUCAGCAGAAACAGGCAGCAGCAUCAAUUAUGACAGGAAAGAGAGAUAUCAAAGUGAAGGCUUUGGAGGCUGCUGAAGCUGCAAAACGACUUGAAGAGAAAAGGGAACAAGAACGCAAAAUGAGGAAGGAACUAGCCAGGCGUGGUGAAAAAGAAGGUGAAGAAUCAAGUAUUGCCUGUAGUGACAGUAAUAAAUCAAUAUCAAGUGGCAUGGCAAGAAAAAAGCCAGUGGGAUGCACCUUGCAGUCCCAGGCAGGCACUUCUGUGAUUGGUGUUGAUUUGAAGUUAAGAAGAGCUUUAGAAGCAAAGAAUAAAUUGGAGCAAGAUAAAUUGAGAAAAUUGGAGGAGAAAAAACAGAAAGAGGAAGAACGGAAAAAAAAUGCAGCAGAGGCUGCAGCAAAUAAGAGGAAAAAGGAAGAGAUGGACAAGAGAGACCGCGAGGAAAAGCGGAGGCGAUUGGAAGAAGCACAGAAACAGCAGAAGGAACUUGAGGAACAACUUCGUGCAGAGAAGGAAGCAAAAGAACAGAGGCGCCGAGCUCUGGAUGAUUAUGAGCGUAAGAGGAAGGCAAUGGAGGAAGAGGCAAAGAAGCAGCGCCGUAUAGAGAAGGAAAGGGAAGCUGCUGAGCGCAGACGGCGGAUAGAGGAGGAUGCCAAGUCUAACAAAUUUGUAUCAAAGGAUGCAAAACACAUGCAAGACGUCCAUCAGCAUAAUGAAACAACACUUCAGGCCCCAAAUGCAUAUGCUGGAAAGGUAUCGAGCAUGUCAACUAGUUUUGCAAAAGGUACACUUGAAACAGAAGGGCAGUCAAUGUUGGACAGCAAUGCAAGUCUAUCAUCAAAAUCCAACAUCAAUAUUGAAUCUUAUGAAAUAUCACCUUAUAAAGGUUCAGACGAGGAGGACAACGAUGAUGUAGCUCCAGGAAAAAUCAUACCACUAUGGGCAAGGAAAGAGAAUUUGAUUCCACAUAUCAUCAGUCAACAAUAUAUUGACCCUGAUGAGAUAUUUACUGGUGCAAGAACUUGCAGCUUAAAUGAAGUUUUUGAGUCUAAUGGAUCAAAUAGGAGGAGAGAUUUCAAACGGCGGAGUCACAGUGGGGAAUGGCUUAAUGACUGUUUUACGUGGAAAGAAGAGUAUCAAUACAAGUUACAGAUGGGAUACAUAAAUAAGGGUGAUUAAAAUUAUUAAAUGGAUUUAGGUUAUCUUGUCUGCUUAUCAGCAUGUUUGUGCCUGUUAUCACAGUUCUUCUACAUUAAAGAUGAAUUUUGUGAAUUUAAUGGGCGCACUAUAUGAACCAUAUUUUUUUAAUUGACAAAAGGCUGAUACUUGGAGUCAAAGAUAUCAUCUUGCUGGGAAAGUAUGUAAAUGAGCCAUAAGGAAGCUGGCACUAAAAAGGAAAUUCGGAAAGCCUGUAUAUUAUUUGAUCCUCUUUGAUUUAUAAGGAUGGCAAUUAAUGCAUGAUUAAUUUCAAUUUUUCAGUUCUUCCUUCA
Messenger RNA from Cryptomeria japonica (Japanese cedar), 6559 nucleotides. RefSeq lists its product as uncharacterized. The record is from RefSeq and is a predicted model, not a curated record. Bases 369 to 6248 code for a protein of 1959 amino acids. The transcript has 7 exons. Lineage: Eukaryota; Viridiplantae; Streptophyta; Pinopsida; Cupressales; Cupressaceae.